AUGGCUGCACCACAACCUACCGCAAACGGCUCCUCUCGCUCAAGUCUUGAAGAACCAACCUCACCGAGGCAUAAACCGGCCGCACUCUCCUCCACCGCCGUUUCCUCCACCACCACGACCCCUCUGCAAACCCCGCGCAAGGAAUCGUCACCUUCAGUGUCACACCGCUCGAGCUUUGCCGAGAACCUCAGGGCCCAUCCUUCCUCUCCUAGAGCACAGAGACACAACUCCUUCUCAGGCGCAGCAUUGACGGAGCUUCUCAUGAAUCCUCCAGUGAAGACCAACGGCGAGGAUGCGGCGAGAUUCAAGGGCAGGGACUGGAGGACAGUGCAAGUGCACGAGAUCAUUGACCCGGCGGAGACGCGCUUUGUGGAGCUGGACUCGAGCAUAGAAGAGACUACGAAGCUGCUUAUCAAGUCCGGCGCACCGAACGUCGUCCUGAUAAGGGAGUCGAGGACGACCAAGACGCCAAUAGGCUGGUUUGGCUACGAUGAGCUGAAUGCAUAUCUACUGCUUGUGCUGGGACUGACGCAGCCUGACGAGUCGGCAACGCAGUUGAGGGAAAGGGCAAGAAGCGGAGAGACUCUGCAACUGCGAGAAGUCAACGACCACCUUGGAUUACAAGACGAGCCGAUGAUGCUGCCGCAUACCGCAAAUCUUACGCAAGCAAUGGAGAUGUUGGGCAGCGGUGUGCACCGCAUUGUGGUUACAAAGGAAGGCACGAGCGAAGCAUUGGGCAUCCUCAGUCAGCUACGGCUGGUGCGAUUCUUCUGGGAGAACCACCAGAAUUUUGCGGCAACCGAGCGGCUGUAUGGCGUAACGCUGAAGGAGCUCGAGAUCGGUGCCAAGGACGUUCUUGCGAUCAAUGGCGACAGGCCGCUCUCGGAUGCCCUGCGCUUGAUGAACGACGAGAGCGUGUCGUCGCUACCGGUCCUUGACAUCCACAGCAACGUCGUUGGCAACAUCAGUCAUGUCGACACUCGACUCCUCACGGACACAUCAGCCAUACCUCUCCUCUCAUCCUCCUGCAUCCACUUCAUCUCCGUGAUCCUCUCUGAACGAGGUGUUCAAGACGGCAAAGACUCCUAUCCAGUCUUCCACGUCUCACCUUACAGCACUCUGGCCCACACUGUCGCCAAGCUCUGCGCCACACGCUCCCACCGCAUGUGGAUCACCGACCCUUCUGCAUCACCUUCUGGCAGUAUUCCACCUAGCCCUGGAGUGGGGCCUCACACUACCGUACCGCCCUUCAGCAUGCAGAAUUCAAGCGCCCACACCACGGCGCCAGCUGGCCGACCCGACUCGGCACGUGGCAGCGAGCCGCACGUCGUCUCUGGCCCACCAUUCACAAACCCAAACAUGGGCGCUUCCGCUGCACAUAUGCCUGGCGCGAACAUGAGUGGUCGGCUGAGCGGCGUGGUGAGUCUCACAGAUGUGCUAAACAUCCUCGCCCGGGCAUCAGGUCUGUCUCCCGGUGACCCGGAGACUACUCGGCGGAGAAGACGACGUAGCAGCUCGAGCAGUCGGUCGAGGAGCUUUGCGGAGGGUGCACGGCCGAGUGCUGAGGUUAUCAGAGGGAGUAUGGAUUCAGGACGGAGGAGUGGGAGUAUGGGGGCGAGUGGGAGGCGGUGA
Messenger RNA from Saxophila tyrrhenica, 1632 nucleotides. RefSeq names its product cell separation during budding (gene SDS23). The coding region runs from base 1 to 1632 and encodes 543 amino acids. The transcript has 2 exons. Gene Ontology annotation, molecular function: protein serine/threonine phosphatase inhibitor activity. The record is from RefSeq and is a predicted model, not a curated record. NCBI's taxonomy places the organism in Eukaryota, Fungi, Ascomycota, Dothideomycetes, Mycosphaerellales, Extremaceae. Gene Ontology annotation, biological process: cellular response to glucose starvation.